UUCGUCGUCCACAAUUAUUAAUACGACACAUAUAUAAAUACACAGCACCCCACUCCAUCUUCAAAGCUCAAACCCCACUUCCCUUCUCUCUAUUCUCAGCUAGCUGGCUGCAAGUAAAAACCUCUCUCACUGAAGCCCUACUUCUUCAGGUACGUAGACUUACCGGAAGUUCCAAUGGGAUACGGUCGUCUCCAACCCUCCGAUCCUGGAGGUUCUUCAAGCUACAUGGGCGACCAAUCCCCACCACCGCAAUAUCACCCGCCCCCUCGUAAGAGCAAGAAGAAGCUCAUCAUAUUCUCCAUUCUCUCCAUCACUCUUAUCGUCGCUGCCGUGGUCUCCGCCGUGCUUCUCAUCGCAGUCCGAUCCAAGCCCUCGUCGCCGUCGAGCGCCUCGCUCCUCCACCGUAAGCCGACGCAGGCCAUCUCCGACGCCUGCUCCAAGACUCGCUUCCCUUCUCUCUGCGUCAACUCCCUCCUCGACUUCCCGGGAUCGCUGAACGCGACGGAGUCCGACCUCGUCCACAUUUCCUUCAACAUGACGCUGCAGCAUCUCAACAAAGCUCUCUACCUUUCCUCGGGGCUCUCCUAUCUCCAGAUGGACCCCCGAGCCAAGUUCGCCUACCAAGACUGCCUCGAGCUCCUAGACGACAGUGUGGACGCGCUCACCCGCGCGCUCACUACCGUCGCGCCCGGGCGCGACGGUAGUGCCGGGUCCAACCAGGACGUGCUCACUUGGCUGAGCUCGGCGCUGACGAAUCAAGACACGUGCGGGGAGGGGCUCGCCGACGUGAGCGGCGCGGUGAAACAGGAGCUGGGCCAGAAGCUCAAGGACUUGUCGGAGCUGGUGAGUAACUGCCUGGCGAUAUUCACGGCGACGAGUAGUAAUGAUUUCUCGGGAGUGCCGAUUCAGAACAGAAGAUUACUGAUGGAGCGUGAUAUUAUGGGAGGAGAUAAUGCCGAUAUCUCCCGGGAUUUCCCCACAUGGUUAGGCAAUAAGGAGAGGAGGCUGCUGGCGUUGCCGGUGCCGCAGAUACAGGCCGAUAUAAUCGUCUCCAAGGACGGCAACGGAACCUACAAGACGAUCGCCGAGGCGAUCAAGAAGGCACCGGAGCAUAGUUCUCGCCGUAUAAUUAUUUACGUCAGGGCAGGAAGGUACGAAGAAGAUAAUUUGAAGGUGGGAAGGAAGAAGACGAACUUGAUGUUCAUUGGAGACGGCAGAGGCAAAACCGUGAUCACCGGUGGUAAAAAUGUUGGCCAAAACUUAACCACAUUCCACACUGCAUCAUUCGCGGCUACCGGAGCAGGCUUCAUUGCACGGGACAUAACGUUUGAGAACUACGCCGGCCCGGGGAAGCACCAAGCCGUCGCCCUCCGUGUCGGGGCGGAUCACGCCGUAGUCUACCGGUGCAACAUUAUCGGAUAUCAAGACACAUUUUACGUGCACUCGAACCGGCAAUUCAUACGUGAAUGCGCUAUAUAUGGGACAGUGGACUUCAUAUUUGGCAAUGCGGCCGUGGUGUUCCAAAAUUGCACUCUCUUUGCCCGCAAGCCAAUGCCCAUGCAAAAAAAUACCAUCACGGCUCAAAAUAGAAAAGACCCGAAUCAGAACACCGGGAUGUCGAUACAUGCUUGUCGGAUCCUUGCCACGCCGGAUCUUGAGCCCGUAAAGGGUAGCUAUCCUACGUAUUUGGGACGCCCUUGGAAAAUGUACUCUAGGGUUGUGUACAUGUUAUCGUACAUUGGGGAUCAUGUAGAGCCUCGUGGAUGGCUCGAGUGGAAUACCACUUUCGCUCUAGACACUCUCUACUACGGCGAGUACAUGAACUACGGACCGGGUGGGGCGGUAGGCCAACGUGUAAAAUGGCCUGGUUAUCGGGUCAUCACGUCCAUCGUUGAGGCCACCAAGUUCACCGUGUCGGAGUUUAUAUAUGGCUCAUCAUGGUUACCCUCCACCGGAGUGGCAUUCUUGGGUGGCCUUGCCGUCUAAAUUCCGAACUAUUCUCUACUUACUUUGUCCCAUAUCCGUAAUUAGGUGAAGGUUACAUUUUAUUGCUAAGCUGUAAGAAUAUAGUAUUUUUACCGUGUUCUAUUUUUUGACAAUAUAUAAAAAUAAGUCGCAUUGUAUUCCCUUUCUGUUCGUUGAACUCAAAUACCCAACGAGUCAAUGAUGUAGAAGCUAUACAAAGUAUGAAUUUAGCUUUGUCCCGUAAACUAAUAAUGUAUGGAUCAUGAUCAGUUGAAGAAAACUAUGUGGAGCUUGUUGUCAACUUCAAA
Molecule: messenger RNA, 2273 nt
Organism: Argentina anserina (silverweed cinquefoil)
Lineage: Eukaryota; Viridiplantae; Streptophyta; Magnoliopsida; Rosales; Rosaceae
Product: probable pectinesterase/pectinesterase inhibitor 34
Exons: 3
Coding region: 175-1986 (603 amino acids)
Biological process (GO): cell wall modification
Molecular function (GO): pectinesterase inhibitor activity; pectinesterase activity
Source: RefSeq, a predicted model, not a curated record